This is a messenger RNA of Cynocephalus volans (Philippine flying lemur), 417 nucleotides long. Its product is annotated as protein FAM136A-like. The transcript has a single exon. The record is from RefSeq and is a predicted model, not a curated record. Gene Ontology annotation, cellular component: cytoplasm. NCBI's taxonomy places the organism in Eukaryota, Metazoa, Chordata, Mammalia, Dermoptera, Cynocephalidae. Bases 1 to 417 code for a protein of 138 amino acids.
AUGGUGGAGCUGCAGCAGAUCCAAGUGCAGGAGGCAGUGGACUCCAUAGUGAAGAGUCUGGAAAGAGAGAACGUCCAGAAGAUGCAGGGCCACAUGUUCUGGUGCAGCACCAGCUGUUGUGAGGACAGCCAGGUGUCCAUGCAGCAGGUGCACCAGUGCAUCGAGCACUGCUGUGUGCCUCUGGCUCAAACCCAGGCCUUGGUGACCAACGAGUUGGAGAAGUUCCAGGACUGCCUGGCCCGGUGGACCAUGCAUUGCAAUGACAAAGCAAAAUAUUCAACAGAUGUGGGGAGUAAGGAGCUUCAGGUGAAGCAGCAGCUGGACAGUUGUGUGACCAAGUGUGUGGAUGACCACACGCACUUCAUCCCGAUGAUGACCAGGAAGAUGAAGGAGUAUCUCUCAUCCACUGGGAAAUAA